Molecule: messenger RNA, 466 nt
Organism: Trichobilharzia szidati
Lineage: Eukaryota; Metazoa; Platyhelminthes; Trematoda; Strigeidida; Schistosomatidae
Source: the annotation of a GenBank genome assembly
AUUCAAUUUAGAACGACACAUUCGCUUGGUUCAUACAGAAAAGGAAAUUGCAUCAUCCUCUUCGGCUUCAAAAGGAAACAGCACUUCAGUCAGUGAUGUCCAACAUUCGAAUACAACUGAAUCCAAUGAAGAAUGUUCAUCACAUCAAGAUGGUAAUACAACUGUUGUUCCAACUGUUAAUGAAACAAAUCCACGUGGAUAUUAUCUUUAUCUAUCGGAUUCCGAGUGUUAUCAGUCAGUUAACACAACUGCACAAUCAACAAGUGUAACAAAACCAACCAUAAUUCAGUUGAAUCCGGAAAAUGUCGAUUCACAAUCUGUUGCUUUCGUCGCAGAUGUCAGUCUAACACCAUGUCAUCCAUCCAAUCCUGAGGCUCAAAUCGGUGUUGGUGGUAAAACUUGGAAACGGAAUAUAAGUAUUGUACAGUCUUCAAAACAAACUGUUAAUGAAGAUAUAGAUUCAUGA